This is a messenger RNA of Lycium ferocissimum, 1292 nucleotides long. RefSeq names its product WAT1-related protein At3g28050-like. The coding region runs from base 135 to 1187 and encodes 350 amino acids. The transcript is spliced from 7 exons. Gene Ontology annotation, molecular function: transmembrane transporter activity. Lineage: Eukaryota; Viridiplantae; Streptophyta; Magnoliopsida; Solanales; Solanaceae. The record is from RefSeq and is a predicted model, not a curated record. Gene Ontology annotation, cellular component: plasma membrane.
UGCAAAAAAAGACUUUAGUAAUAAAAAAAUACAAAAGAAAGACAAAACCCUGCUAAUCACCUUCAAUUAAUUAACAUAACCAGAAAUUAAACUCCAACUCAAAGAAAUUAGACAUUCAGUAGAGGUUGACAAAAAUGGGAUUAAGGGUGGGAUCAUCAUGGAAGGAGAUGUUGAUGCCUUCUAUGGGAAUGGUGCUUGCAAUAUUAGCCAUAGUUACAACAAUGAUUGUCAGCAAAUUGGCUAUGUCUAAAGGCCUUAGCAGUUUCAUCAUUGUUGUCUACUCAAAUGCUGCUGCUACUCUCAUCCUUUUCCCUGCUUGCAUCUUCAUCUAUGUAGCCAGAUCAGGGAGCCGGCCAUUGACCUUCUCUGUGAUUUGGAGAAUCCUUCUACUUGCUUUAAACGGAUGCUUUGGCCAGAUAUGUGAUUACGUUGGUAUAAGUUAUAGCUCUCCAACACUUGCCACAGCCAUGCUCAAUCUUAUUCCAGGUUUUACUUUCAUCCUAGCCAUUACUUUCAGGAUGGAAGUGAUAAAUUGGAGAAGUUGGAGUAGCUAUGCCAAAGCCUUUGGCACUGCUGUUUCAAUAUCAGGAGCAUUUAUUUUAACAUUUUAUAGGGGCCCUCAAAUCAUUAACCAACACCUAACUUCUGCUUUCUCAUCUCAACAAAACUGGAUUCUUGGAGGAGUUAUACUUGCUUGUGAAUCUCUGUCUACUUCACUAUGGUACAUUAUUCAGGCUUCAAUUCUUAAGAUAUACCAAGAAGAAAUUAUGAUAGUGUGUUUGUACUGCUUCUUCGUGACCAUCAUAUCUGCAUUGAUAUCCCUAGUGGUGGAGAGAAAUCCAAGUGCUUGGACGCUAUAUCCAGACAUUCGUCUCAUCGCUAUACUCUAUUCGGGUAUAAUUGGUAUAGCAUUCAGGAGUUGCAUGACAACAUGGUGCCUCAAGAAGACAGAUCCUCUCUUUGUUUCGAUGUUCAAGCCUUUGGGCGUCGUUUUUGCUGUUGUCAUUGGUACCUUUUGCUUCAAAGACGUUUUCUACAUUGGAAGUUUGGUGGGAUCGGUAACCACAGUUGUUGGGUUUUAUGCUGUGAUGUGGGGAAAAGCACAGGAAAAAUACUGUGAGAGGAAGAACUCAGAAACACUUGGCGAAAAUGUCGCUCUACUGCAAAAUGAGGCACAGCAAGUCUAAUAUUAUAUAAAGUAAUUGUUAUGUGAGUUUACUUUAAAUAAUCUGUGAUCCAUUUUUAACUUCUUUCGUUUUCUUUUUAUUAUCACGGUGACCGAGUUAGCUUUU